AUGGGGCGUGGGACCCUGAGGCCACGUGGCGAUUUAACCACAGCUUCUUCGGGCGUGUCUUUUACGGCUUUCGGCUUCGGCCUUCAACACUGUGGUCGCGAGAUCGAGAGGAUUCUGCCUUUGCAGCUUUCCUUUUGUUUUCAGGAAGGCGAAAUGCUCGACGAAACGGUAGGCGCCAGGGCCGAAAGGAAGUCCCCUCAAUCAGCUUAUGACCGUGAUUUAUUAGGAACAAACAUUGCCCCCACAUCCCUGGAUUCUUCGGUUGCGGACAGGGCAGAGGCCGAAAGGAUUCCAAGGGAUGGACCCUUUGCAUUCCCCCUGAAGUGA
Molecule: messenger RNA, 327 nt
Organism: Prunus armeniaca (apricot)
Lineage: Eukaryota; Viridiplantae; Streptophyta; Magnoliopsida; Rosales; Rosaceae
Source: the annotation of a GenBank genome assembly